AUGCGAAUGGAACAAUUUUUUACAAUACUAGGCAACUCGUUCACAUACAUUGAAAAGAACAAGGAGCCUAGUAUUGACCCUUGUGGAACACCAUUCGCAACAGGGUGCAGUGUACUUAUUACCUCAGUUGUCUGUUUUACUAUAAUUAUCAUCAUUCACUUUUGUUCUUCGGAAGCUAUAAUUGAAAUUCUCAAUGUUCGAACCAGUAGCGAUAAGAAAUUUGUCACCACUUAUGUCGGCAUCCACAAUCGAUCUUGGUUUGAUGUUAAUUUCACAAUGCAUCAGGAUCUUAUCGGGCACAACUUAUUUGUGAAUAUCCAUUUAAAGGCUAAAAUGAACAAUAAAUUUAGAACAAUUCAACGAUGGAAAAACAUUGAUCUAUGUCGUUUUCUAAGUGGUGAAAAACGUGAUCCAAUUUUAAAUUACAUGUUCGAAAAUGCACUCAAGGAUAAAUCUGCUCUGCAUUGUCCCUUUAAGAAGGGAUCUUUUUCCGUGAAGGAUGCAUUCUUGGAUGCCUCAAAAAUUCCUCCAAUAGUUCCACGAACACAAUAUCGAUUCUUCUUGGAGGUCUCACAAAUGAUGGGCGAUUCAGUGAAAAUGUUUAGUUUAAAAAUUGAUGCAGUUUAUGUUCCAUGA
Messenger RNA from Eupeodes corollae, 636 nucleotides. RefSeq lists its product as uncharacterized. Lineage: Eukaryota; Metazoa; Arthropoda; Insecta; Diptera; Syrphidae. The record is from RefSeq and is a predicted model, not a curated record. Bases 1 to 636 code for a protein of 211 amino acids. The transcript is spliced from 3 exons.